This is a messenger RNA of Eutrema salsugineum, 935 nucleotides long. RefSeq names its product chitinase 10. Bases 39 to 854 code for a protein of 271 amino acids. Gene Ontology annotation, biological process: cell wall macromolecule catabolic process; carbohydrate metabolic process; chitin catabolic process. The transcript is spliced from 2 exons. The record is from RefSeq and is a predicted model, not a curated record. Gene Ontology annotation, molecular function: chitinase activity. NCBI's taxonomy places the organism in Eukaryota, Viridiplantae, Streptophyta, Magnoliopsida, Brassicales, Brassicaceae.
ACACAAAAAAAAAAAAAAAGAAAAAACAUCUUUAAGAAAUGGCUCAACACUCUUCUCUUCUAUUAUGCUUACUCCUCUCGAUCUUCAUAAUACUAUCUUCGGGCCUAACCGAAGCCACCACAAUCACGCGUAUAGUGUCGAAAUCGCUCUACGAGUCAAUGUUCAUCCACAAAGACAAUACCGCCUGUCCCGCAAAUGGUUUCUACACCUACGAAUCAUUCGUGGAGGCGACAAGGCGGUUUCCUAGAUUCGGGAGCGUCGGAUCCAUGGAGACGAGGCGGCGCGAGGUGGCUGCGUUUUUGGCUCAGAUUUCACACGAGACGACCGGAGGGUGGGCAACGGCGCCGGACGGACCGUACGCGUGGGGAUUGUGUUUUAAAGAAGAAGUGAGUCCACAAAGUAAUUAUUGCGAUUCUUCUAACACGGAGUGGCCUUGUUUCUCUAACAAGACUUACCAAGGAAGAGGUCCCAUUCAACUCUCUUGGAACUAUAACUACGGACCGGCUGGUCGAGCCCUAGGAUUCGACGGUUUAAGGAAUCCGGAAACGGUGGCAAAUAAUUCGGUGAUAGCUUUCCAAACAGCACUUUGGUUUUGGAUGACGGAGCAGAGUCCUAAACCGUCGUGCCAUGACGUUAUGAUCGGUAAAUACAGGCCUACGGAGGCGGAUUUGGUGGCUAACCGGAUCGGCGGGUUUGGUUUAACCACAAACAUUAUAAACGGCGGUUUAGAGUGUGGGAUUGCUGGAGACGGGCGGGUUAAUGACCGGAUCGGGUUUUAUCAGAGAUAUGCUGGGCUAUUAAAUGUAGGAACUGGGCCAAAUUUAGACUGUGAAAAGCAGAGGCCCUUCGCUUAAAUGAUAAUCUGGUUGACCCAAAUUCUAUAUUAUUAAACUAAAUAAAAACUCCCACACAUGGAGUAAAUUGAUUCAAUAAUG